GCUAAAGGGCCUACGUAUCUUCUUAGGGGGAGGUCUGCAGAGAAGGACAAAGAAACCGUCACUGAGCAGCUUUAUUGGCUUUACUGAGUUAGAAACGCUCAACUGUAAACAGAUUUUCGAAAUGACUCAAAAGACGCAAACAGGAACCGUGGCGCAAAUCAAAUUUCUAUUUAUUAUUGUGGUAUAUGGAGGCGUUUAAGGUCGUUUGUUCCCUACCAGUCUUCCCCAAAGCCGCAGGUCUGAGAAAUACGUGGUGCAUAUGUAGCUACGUAUACAACCGCCGCCUGUCUCUUUAAGACGAUGUGUUGAGAAGUUCAAGUCAGGGUCACUUGAAGUUCCUGCCCUCGCUGUUACCUUUUAGUUUUAUUAUAGACUGACAUCACACGGGGCGCUAAAACACUUAAGGCGCAUAGAGGCUCCAUUAUCAUCCCGGUGCGCCUUAUUGCACCGAUUCAAAAAUAGCUAAGGAAAUUGCUAGAAAAAAAUUAGGAAACUGAUGUUGGUCCGAGCACGUAUUUUUUUUUUUACAGGAGGAGACGAGAAAGAGGGCAGAGGAGGGGCAGAAAGACAGAAAAAGAAGGUGGGGGAGAGAGGAAAGUGGGUGGGAGGACGGACCUAAGGAGCGACAAGAAAUUCAUAUCAAUUAAUAAUCGUAAAAAAAGAGCUGGCAGACGUGUUCGGAAAACUGGCACGGGUUUUGGAGGCUGGCAGUUCAAAGCUGAAACGUCAGAUAUGACUCCUAGAUUCUGCCGAGAUGAUCAUUAAGGGAGACUUAGAUCGGAUGGCAGAAGACAUCGGGCAUGCAGGUGGCGGACUGAAGACGAUGCUGGAUGCCAUGGAAGUGCCAAGUCAUGCUAGGGAUCUCCUCCUGCAGCUCAAUAGCCAGCGCACCAAGGGCUUCCUCUGCGAUGUUAUCAUUGUGGUUCAGAACGCCCUCUUCAGAGCUCACAAGAACAUUCUGGCUGCCAGCAGCCUCUACUUGAAGUCGUUGGUGGUCCAUGACAAUCUCAUCAACCUUGACCAUGAGAUGGUGAGCCCAGGGGUCUUCAGGGUGAUUCUGGACUACAUCUACACCGGCCGCCUUAGCGAGGGAGACCCCACCUCUCCCACUGAACCCAAUCUAGCUGCCGUCUUGGCAGCAGCCAGCUACCUUCAGUUGCUUGACUUAGUGGCGUUGUGCAAAAAGAAGCUGAAAAGAAAUGGCAAGUACCCAGCGCGCACAGGUCCCACUUUUUUACCCUACCCAAAGAUGGGGCCCAAUAGUUUGGGUCCGGGGAAUGGCAGCAGGUAUAGGAUUUCCACUCCUGUCAUUCAACCCUGCCCUCCAGGAGGAAUUUUAAAUAGCCACCAACCCCGAGUGACGCCACUAGAGGAGCUAGUUCCCCAUCGAAUGGCCAUCCACACUGGGGAGCUGUAUGCUCCCUCCUCCACCCAGGGCCCCCCGAUAUUUCCCUCUCUGCCACCACCUCUGCCUGCCCAACUGGGUCGCUCAGCCCACCCCGAGAGAAACUGCUCCCCCAACUAUGGCCUUGACCUCUCCAAGAAAAGCCCCAACUCGCAUUCUCAGCUUCCACCCUCUCAGUCCCACCUGGUGAACGCUCACAAUGAAGAGGAGCGAGACGGGACUCUGAGCAGCCGUACGAGUCCCAUGCAGGAGUCCAAUGGAAGGACUUUCCCCUCAGAAAAAAUGGAGUCCACCGAUCAAGGAAACUCCCUAACUCCUCCACCUUUCUCACAUCUCAACCAGCCUCUCGGCCCCCACCUCCCCCAUCUGCACCGCUCAGGCUCCCAGGGUACAGAACGCUACCCUUGCCCCCCCAGCCCAGACACCCCUACAGAUGGGGUAGACGCAAGCAACAUCUACCGCUGGGUGAAACACGAACCGAUAUCGUACACAGCUGAAGACGAUGAAGAGGAUGAGGAUGAGGAGGAGGGGGGUGAAAACGGAGAGCAGCAUCACAAUCAUCACAAGGCCGGGGAGGAAAGCGAAGGCGUAGAUGACAAGAGCGGGUCGGGCACGGAGGAGACAGGCAGCAGCGAAGGCCGCCCGUCCCCGACCGGACCAAUGGGGAGGUUUCACCUGCCGUAUGAGCCAGAGAGCUUCGGGGACAAUCUGUACGUCUGCAUUCCCUGUGACAAAGGCUUCCCGAGCUCCGAGCAGCUGAACGCACACGUGGAGACGCACACAGAGGAGGAGCUGUACGGCGGAGAGAUGGGAAACAGCAAUAACAGCAACAGCAAAAACAACAGCACCAAUACAAACGGUUACAGCAGCUUGACCAGCCUGUCCCACCUGGAGACCAAGUCGGGCCAGGGCCUGGGCUCCGGAGGCAUUGGCGAGAUGAUCCGACCCUACCGCUGCUCCACCUGCGACAAGUCCUACAAGGACCCGGCCACCCUGCGCCAGCAUGAGAAGACCCACUGGCUGACGCGGCCGUACCCCUGCAGCAUCUGCGGCAAGAAGUUCACGCAGCGCGGCACCAUGACGCGCCACAUGCGCAGCCACCUGGGCCUCAAGCCCUUCGCCUGCGACUCCUGCGGCAUGCGCUUCACCCGCCAGUACCGCCUCACGGAGCACAUGCGCAUCCAUUCCGGGGAGAAGCCCUACGAGUGUCAGGUGUGCGGGGGAAAGUUCGCCCAACAGCGCAAUCUCAUCAGCCACAUGAAGAUGCACAACAGCAGCGGGACCGCGGGGGGCCUGAGCGCGGACGGAAAGCUAAAGCUGGACUUCGCAGAGGGCAUCUAUCCCCUCAGCAAAUAUGCAGCGGAGCACCUGGGGCUCAAGCAGGAGAAGGCCAACGAUCUCCUCAUCCAAGCCCAGCAGCAACUGGUAGCCGACAAGGUCAUGGAGAGCCUCUACCCACUGUCCAAACUGGCCUCAGAGCACCUGGGCAUCCCUCACAGCAAGAUAGACGUCCUGGGCCAACCCUUGCCGCCGCCCCCACAAGCCCUGUCUGACGCCCGCACCAUCGACCGCUACUCCCCCAGCUAAAGCACACCAGCUGUAGGAAUGGCGACCAACAGUAGGUGUUUGAGCACACACACAACUUGCAGUAUUCUGAAGCCAGCCACCUCAACGCAGUAUCUCCUCUGCACCUCAGACUCAGGCCAAAAGGAAGUGGUCUGCCAAUGCACACCCAGAUGUGCGGACUGUAAGUGCCUUCUUAUACAUGUAAUGUAUCGAUGCUUCCUCCUCCACACGGGGGACCUGUGCUAUUCAGUGACCAAGAGACACUCGGACUCGCUCAGAAAUGUACAGUGUUUAUGUACAAGUGUAUGCAAAGAAACAGCGUAGAAGAAAUUCCAGCCAUUGAGCCAAAGUGACAAAUUGAAAACCAAAAUGAAAUAGUUUUUAUUUAUUUUUGUAUCAUAGUGAAACCCAAAGAGAAACUGUUGCAAUCUAACCCCAAACCUGUGUACUAAAACCUGUAAAAGCACAAGAUUCAGGGUUUGGGUCCAGCCCUGAGUGGAACCUUUGCCAAAAUGAUCACUUCUGGACUUUAAAGUAUUCGGAUUUUUUUUCCUUUUCUUUAUUUUUAAAAAUGUUCAUUUUUGGGGUACUGGACAAUUCAUGUAUCUCACCCUCCAGCGUCUUCCGAUUAUGUUCCCACUUCUCGAGUUCCAAAAGGAAAUGACUGAGCGAUAAAAGCAAUUGCUUCAGCAUUUCGGUAAAGUCUGCUCUGCUUCAUUUUCCUUUUUAAACCCACUCCCACACAUAUUUGUUGUGGAUGAAGGCUCAUGCUAAGUGACAGUAAUGGUAGCUUAAUGAGGCCGGCACUCAGCCUGUAACCCUUGUUGAGCUAAAACUUCCUUCGCAUUUUUCACCCUUUAGCUUUCGCUUGUUAUUGAGUUAUUGAGACGCGGCGAGCACAGCCCUGUGAUCUCAUAACUGGGACAUGAUUGCGCAUACCCAACUGAUGACACACUAAUCCCCCCC
Messenger RNA from Betta splendens (Siamese fighting fish), 3937 nucleotides. It is a transcript of the gene hic1, whose product is annotated as hypermethylated in cancer 1. NCBI's taxonomy places the organism in Eukaryota, Metazoa, Chordata, Actinopteri, Anabantiformes, Osphronemidae. Gene Ontology annotation, biological process: regulation of transcription by RNA polymerase II. The transcript is spliced from 2 exons. The record is from RefSeq and is a predicted model, not a curated record. Gene Ontology annotation, cellular component: nucleus. Gene Ontology annotation, molecular function: RNA polymerase II cis-regulatory region sequence-specific DNA binding; protein binding; DNA-binding transcription factor activity, RNA polymerase II-specific. Bases 755 to 2992 code for a protein of 745 amino acids.